AUGCCGAGCGAUACCACGACCCACAAGGGCAAGCCCUUCGAGCGCGCUGCCUUCGAGCAGCUUAUGAAGCACAAAUACUUCUACGCGCCCUCGUUCGACAUCUACGGUGGUGUCGCCGGCCUCUACGACUACGGCCCGCCCGGCUCUGCCCUCACCGACAACAUCGUCGACAUAUGGCGCGAGCACUUCGUCCUCGAGGAGGACAUGCUCAAGGUCGAGCCCACCAUCCUCACCACACACGAGGUCCUCAAGACCUCCGGCCACGUAGACAAGUUCGCCGACUGGAUGUGCAAAGACCCCAAGACGGGCGAGAUCUUCCGAGCCGAUCACUUGGUCGAAGAGGUUCUCGAGGCCAGGUUGAAGGGCGACAAGGAGGCACGCGGCCAGAAGGUCGAGGCUGAGGAGGAGGAUCCCAAGAAGAAAAAGAAGAAGGUCAAGAACAUCUCGGCCGUCAAGCUUGAGGACUCCAUGGUCAAGGAGAUCGAGGAGGUGCUGGCCAAGAUUGACAACUACAACGGCGAAGAGCUCGGCCUCCUCAUGAAGAAGUACGACAUCAAGAACCCCGCUACCAACGGCGAACUCCUACCGCCCGUCGCAUUUAACCUCAUGUUCCAGACCUCCAUCGGCCCCUCGUCCAAUCUGCCCGCAUACCUACGUCCUGAGACCGCCCAGGGUCAGUUCGUCAACUUCCAGAAGUUGCUAGACCACAACAACCAGCAAAUGCCCUUCGCCUCUGCCUCUAUCGGCAAGUCGUUCCGCAACGAAAUUUCCCCGCGACAGGGUCUGCUACGCGUACGAGAAUUCCUCAUGGCUGAGAUCGAGCACUUUGUCGACCCGGAGGGCGGCAAGAAACACCCACGCUUCGAGGAGGUCAAGGACGUUGAGCUUGAGCUGCUCAACCGGGACGUACAGCUUUCAGGCAAGACCACUGUUGAGACCACCAAGAUUGGCAAGGCUGUCGAGACGGGUCUGGUCGACAACGAGACACUUGGUUACUUCUUGGCCCGUAUCCAGCUGUUCCUGCUCAAGCUCGGCGUCGACCCAAAGAAGAUUCGCUUUAGACAGCACAUGGCCAAUGAAAUGGCCCAUUACGCCGCCGACUGCUGGGACGCUGAGCUGCUCACAUCAUACGGCUGGAUCGAGUGUGUCGGUUGUGCUGACCGUAGCGCAUACGAUCUCUCAGUCCACAUGAAGAAGACCGGUGCACCUCUUAUUGUCCGUGAAACACUAAAGGAGCCGAAGAAGGUUGAAGAGUGGCAAUGCCAACUCGACAAGAAGAAGUUCGGUCCCACCUUCAAGAAGGACGGUAAGACUGUCGAAGCGGCCAUCGAAGCACUGUCGCAAGAUCUCCGUGAGAAGCUAUCUCUAGACCUAGAGAAGGAGGGCAAGAUCGUCAUUGACGUUCCUGAAGUUGGUGAUGGCAAGGUCGAGGUACCAAAGGAGCUCAUUACCAUAUCGAAGCAGACCCGAGUAGAACACACACGGGAAUACACACCAAACGUCAUCGAGCCGUCAUUUGGUAUUGGCCGCAUAUUCUACGCUCUAUGUGAACAUGUCUACUGGACCCGUGAGGACGACGAAGCCAAGGCUGUCCUGUCCUUCCCUCCGGCCGUCGCACCGACCAAGGUGCUCAUCGUGCCACUCAGUUCAAACCCAGACUUCGAUCCGUUCGUACGGAAACUGAAGGACAAACUGCGGAAGAUUGGUGUCUCCAACCGCGUCGACGCUUCCGGUGCCUCAAUCGGCAAGCGCUAUGCCCGUAACGAUGAGCUUGGUACACCUCUCGGUAUCACCGUCGAUUUCCAGUCCAUCAAGGACAACACAUUCACACUCAGAGACCGAGACACUACUGGCCAAGUGCGCGCAAGCCUCGAGGAGAUUGCUCAGGCCGUUGCGAACAUCGUGAGGGGUGAAGAGACCUGGUCAGAUGUUGCCGCACGGUUACCCAAGUUUGAGGGCCAAGAGGUCGACUGA
Molecule: messenger RNA, 1974 nt
Organism: Alternaria ethzedia
Lineage: Eukaryota; Fungi; Ascomycota; Dothideomycetes; Pleosporales; Pleosporaceae
Gene: GRS1
Product: Glycine--tRNA ligase 1, mitochondrial
Exons: 4
Coding region: 1-1974 (657 amino acids)
Biological process (GO): mitochondrial glycyl-tRNA aminoacylation
Cellular component (GO): mitochondrion; cytoplasm
Molecular function (GO): ATP binding; glycine-tRNA ligase activity
Source: RefSeq, a predicted model, not a curated record